ACCCCUCCCAACACAGCCAUCCACGACGGUACUCCCCUGCAUCCUUUAGGGUCGAAGAAACACAUUCUAAUGCUAGCGAAGACGUUAUCAGACAUGGACGUAAAAUACUUCAACAUGACUUAAACCGUUAGAGAGAUGACAUUUGCAGAGCACCACCGAAGCUGCCAGCAAGGAUUACGUGCAGUGGCGGGCAGGCAGACGGCAUGACUGAGGAGAAAUGCCCGCAGCUGGUGGACUACUUUGUGGUGGCUGGGCUGGCGGCACGGUCGGCGCCCCUGGACGAGGAGGGGCAGCAGAGGGGGGGCCGAGCGGUGGAGCCCGUGACGGACCUGGCGGUGAUCGCCCGCGGCCUCGGGGAGGAGGUGCCGGAGGGCUUCACCUGCAUCGAGAAGACCCAGGGAGGGCACCCGGCCGAGCUGAGCGCUGGGCUCAUCAACAACCCCCACAUGUUCCUCUGCUACAGGAGAGGCCACGACAAGCCGCCCAUCCUCGACCUGGGGGUGCUGUACGAGGGCAAGGAGCCCUCCAAGCCCGGCUGGCAGGUGAUCGAGACCACGCCCUACAGCCGCUCGGCCAACCUGAGCUCGGGGGGGCCGGCGACCCACCGCACCUUCCUCACGUACCGGCGCGCCCCCGACUCGCAGGCCCUCAACACGCUGGGCGUCACUGACAUCUCCCUCCUCCUGCCCAGCAAGGGCGAGACAGCGCCCCACACCUUCUGCAGAGUGGACAAGAACCUCAACACAGGCAUGUGGGGUCCAGCCCUGUAUCUUUGCUAUAAGAGAGCUGUGGCAAAAGCUAAUGCCUUGGUGUAUGAGGCAGAACUGAUCAGCCGCUACCCCGAGGCAGACCUGGAGUCUUUCCCUCUGCCAGACUCAGUGCCGGUUUUUUGUCUCCCCAUGGGUGUCACCGUGGAGAGCUGGCCCCUCAACACCAAGUACCAGCUGCCCGUCUUCUCUACCUUCGUCCUCACCAGCGCCGGUGGAGACAAGGUGUACGGGGCCGCCAUCCAGUUCUACGAGGCGUUCCCGCGGGAGGGCCUGUCGGAGCGGCAGAGCGUCCGGCUGGGCCUGGUCAGCGUGGUGGACCGCCGGGCCAUCACCAACCGCUCCGUGCAGGUGAAGAAGAGCAUCUGCGUGCUGUCCCACUGGCCCUUCUUCACCGUCUUCCAGAAGUUUCUCACCUUCAUCUACCGCUACUCCAUCUCCGGUCCCCACGUGCUGCCGCUGGAGAAGCACAUCUCGAGCUUCAUGCACAACGUCCCCUUCCCCUCCCCGCAGCGUCCUCGAAUACUGGUGCAGCUCUCCCCCUAUGACAACCUCCUGCUCUGCCAGCCUGUUUCUUCCCCUUUGCCUCUCAGUGGUGCCAGCUUUGUGAAGCUGCUACAGAACCUGGGGCCGGAGAACGCCUGUGCCCUCCUCCUGGCCGUGCUGACAGAGAAUAAGCUGCUGCUGCACUCGCUGCGUCCGGACGUGCUCACCUCCGUCAGCGAGGCGCUGGUCUCUAUGACCUUCCCGCUGCGUUGGCAGUGCCCCUACAUCCCCCUGUGCCCCCUGCGUUUGGCUGACGUGCUGUGCGCCCCCAUGCCCUUCAUCGUGGGCGUGCACUCAAGCUACUUCGACCUGUACGACCCUCCACAGGAUGUGGUGUGUGUGGACCUGGACACCAACACCAUUUUCCAGUCGGAGGACAAGAAACCGCUGUCGUGGAGGUCACUACCCAGGAAGCAUGGCAAGACCCUGCUGAACUCCCUCACUAACCUGCGCAAGACUCUGGAGAAGAUCUACACUCCUGGGCAGGAGGAGGCCACGCUGGAGUUUCUGCUCACCGACUACGACCUGAUAUACGGGCGUCAGAAGCAGCUGGAGCUGGAGAUCCAGGAGGCCUUCCUGCGCUUUAUGAGCUGCCUGCUGCGGGGGUACCGGGCCUACCUGCUGCCCAUCACCCAGGCCCCCUCCGAGAGGACCACUGACUGCAGCUCUCUCUUCAACCUGCCAGGGUUCUUGAAGUCUCGGGACCGGACCCAGCAGAAAUUCUACACUCAGCUCACCCGCACCCAGAUGUUCACUCAGUUCAUUGAGGAGUGCUCCUUCGUCAGUGACAGACAUACCUGCCUUGAGUUCUUUGAUGAGUGCGUUCAGAAGGUGGAUGUGGAGAAGCCGGAGGAGGUUCGGCUCAUCGACCUGGAUGAGACCCACAGCGGGGAGCACACUGUGUUCAUCAUGCCCCCAGAGGAGCCUCAGGAGCCAGAUGGCUCAGAGUGCCCAGCCCUCUACAGCUAUGAGACCUUCCCACCCCUGCAGCCAGAGCUUUUCGACCGUCCGCAGGACCAGUUACGUGCUCCAGCCAGAGGGAGCGCCCCCAGCAGCCCCGCCCCUCGACGCACCAAGCAGGAGAUCAAACUGGCUCAGAAACGGGCCCAGAAGUAUGCAUCGGUGCCAGACAUGUGGUCCAAAUGCCUGCUGGGGCACUGCUACGGUCUGUGGUUCAUCUACCUGCCCACCUUUGUGCGGGCGGAAAGCGCAAAGGUGCGGGCCCUGCACACGGCCUACGAGGUGCUGAAGCACAUGGAGACCCGGAAGGUGGUGCUGCCUGAUGAGGUGUGUUACCGGAUUCUGAUGCAACUGUGUGGUCAGUAUGGGCAGCCAGUACUGGCAGUCCGGGUUCUGUUGGAGAUGAAGAAAGCUGGCAUCACUCCCAAUACCAUCACCUAUGGGUACUACAAUAAGGCAGUGCUCGAGAGCAAGUGGCCUUCCACUAAUCAGGGUGGCCGUCUGCGCUGGGCCAAGCUCCGAAAUGUGAUAAUGGGCGUCGCGCAGUUUAGACAGCCAAUCAAACGGCGGCAGAAGAGCGGGUCUGUAGGAUCACGGCCAGAUAUUCCGGUUGAGCGCACCCCAAAGCCACGCCCACACUCCAGUCUGAUUCGCCAGUCCAGUUGGAGUGGGCUGAGUGAAGCCUCCAGCCAUGAAUCCCUGACCAGUUCUCUGGUGAAGAGCAACAGUCUAAAUAGCAUGCGGGCAUCAACUGACAAGUCUAAGCUGUCCAAGAAGGCAAUGGUCCACUGUGCGGGCACAGAUGACCCUGCUGCUCGUAAACCCCCUGCUGGUCCCCGUGAUGUACUCACACCACCGCUGCCCCCUACUGGCGGCGUAGUGCGGCGCAGCGAGGUGUGUCUAUCCACCUUCUACAAGGAGUGUGCUGAGACACCGGACUCUGAGUCAGACUGCAUCUGCCAGCCUGGGGAGAGAGAUAGCAGCCCCAGUGGUAGGGCAGCAGGACCCAGGGAGACAGUCGCCCGGAAGGGCGUGGAUGAGAACUGUAACAAUGUGUCGUCCCCGAGUCGGGGACUCGCAGGGAAGCUACAACAGCUGCUGACUCCCACACGGCACCGGGCCUCGGUCCGGAGAGCCGCGAGCGUGGACGAUCGCCGGUCGGGGCCUGGGGGCGUCUCGGGCAGAAGGGUGUCCGAGCAGCGGCAGUCCCGGAAGGCCCACGUGGCAGAGAGUCUGCUGAAGGCAAAAGAACGUCUCUAUAACGCUACCUCUGAGAGUUCACUUUCAGUCAGCAGUGACAUUGACCUUUCGGACACCACUAAUUUAACCUUUCAACUCAGAAAGUCUUGGGAUGCCACACAGGAAGGGGCGGGGCUUGAGGUGGUGAUGUCCAGCUGCUCCCUGUGCCGGAGCUGUAACUCACUGGUCUAUGAUGAGGAGAUCAUGGCUGGCUGGACCUCUGACGACUCCAACCUCAAUUCCACCUGCCCCUUCUGUUCUGCUACCUUUGUGCCUCUCUUAAAUGCUGAGAUCAGUGAGCUGGGCCCAGUCAGCAGCUUGGAGCGCAGCAACUGGAACUUGGAAGAUGGGCAAGAUGCUGGUACUAUGCCCCCUGGUGGACAGGAGGGAUUCUUGCGGCACCUUUACAAUGGUGUGAGUGAGGACUCAAGCUCAGAGACCAGUGGAUACUCAGAGAACAGCAGCACUACCAUGGGUUCAUCUGUUGGCGGGCCGCCUUUGGUGACGGUGGCCUACGUGAGCCCCCUGGUGCUUCGGAAGGAGCUGGAGAGCUUGCUGGAGAAUGAGGGGGAGGCGGUUCUCUCGCAGGGCUCGCUCGUCGACAGCCACUCCAUCAUAUUCUGGAAUCUGGUGUGGUAUUUCCAGCGCCUCGGCUUGCCCAGCAACCUGCUGCAGCUCAUCCGCUCCUCGCAGCUGGCCGCCCAGCUCAGCCAGAGCACGGAGAACUCAGCAGUGCGCGUGAGGCUGCUGUGGGACACUCUGACCCCUGAUAUCGACCAGUGGCCACCCCUCUACGUCCUCUGGAGGAUACACAGCGGGAUGCCCAUGCGUAGCUAUAGCUGGAGGAGGCACAAUCACCCCUUCACCCUGGCCUUCCUUGAGGAGGUGCUGCGCUGGGUGGGCAUGAACGAAGUGCACAAGGCAGUCACUCUCUUCCUGGAUACAAUUGCUAAGCAACCGGGCACUCCCCGGAUACAAAGGAGCCUGUACCGAGAAAUCCUGUUCCUCACGCUGGCUGCCAUGGGCAAGGAUCAUGUCGCUGCUUUCGAUAAGAAGUACAAGACAGCCUACGCCCGUCUGACCGGCUCCCUGGGACGAGAGGAGUUGCGCCAAAAGCGAGCCCAGCCGCCCAGCCCCAAAGCCGUGGACUGCCGACGCUGCUUUCUGGUUCCGCUGGAGUGCUGAUCCCCACCACCAGGGGGUGACACUGCAACACACGCACCCACAGACGCACGCACUCAAAAGACCGGCUGCCUCAAACAUCCCAGUCCGAGCUCCUGUCACCGUUGCUAUAGUCCGGCCGUACCAUGCUCAGACUUCUGUCUCUUAUACCUCAUGGUGCUUUUGUCUGGAUCCCCCGAUUCCACACUUAAGUUCCAUUCACUCCAGCCAUCAAACUAUCUCCCCCAGCCUCCCACAACCACUGCUAAGGGCUGUCUGUAGUGCUGAUAUAGCCUGGCACAUAUUUCAUCCCCUGUACUAUAUGCUUCAUUGUUCUACUUGCUCCCUGCCCCGAUCCCUAUCCUACUAUUAUCUUUUCAUCUCAUCUGAUUUUAAGGUCUUUAAUGGAGAUACAUAGUAUUAAUGACUGUCCACCCCUCGGUUCACCUGUUAAAAGGUGUGUCUUAAAAAUUAGACAUCCAUAAACAGGUAAACUUGGAACUCAUUCAAAAUAGAGAUGAAGGGUACAGUAUUUCCUAGUACCAAUAACAGAAUACCAUCUCUCUUUGAUCUGACAAAUAUAUAUCAUGCUAUUCAUGUUAUGAAACGACACAUUGCAAAAUGAUGCAGUACAUGCAAGAGACAUAAUCCCAAAAUUCAAACUAUGCAUCCACUGUGAAUGAUAACAUGCUUUUUCUCCAGCUAGAUAUACAUGCAUGACAGAAUCCAACAGUCCCAUUUCAGUAAUAACAUGAUAAACUAUUGCUACAAACCUGAACUUGAUAGUUUGUAUCCAGUCCCCAUAAUACAUAGUACCUUACCACUGCUCCAGGUCAAGGUAAACUGUAACCUGUGGAUAAGAAACACACCUUAAAAUAUUUCUUCCAGUAACUCCGACAUGGUUAUUGGGGAGUGAGUAAAAACUAUUUUACCUUCCCUUUACAAAAAAGUCUAGUUACCUCAGUUAUGAUUUUUAUAUUAAAUACUCCACCACACUCUACAUCUGAGUUUAUCGCUAAAUCCAGAUGCUUAGGGUGAAAUAAUGAGGUGCAAUAAUUCAUCACUUGGGGAGUGAGACAGCAGCCUGCGUUAUUUCAUUAGUAGGGGGUGCAACAGGAAAUGACAUUGAUUCAGCAAUUCUGUGAGAAGAUCACAAGGACAUGGUGAGCAGCCCAGGAGCUGUCUGUGCGCUUUAUAUCAGCUCAGGACACACCAGAAACAAGCUGUGGCCAGAGAAAGGGAAGGAACUGAUGGAAAAGAUGCAAUGCUUUUGAUGGCCAGAGGCAGGCGCUAAAGGCAGGUGGAGGGAUGGAGGGGCUACAGACACUGACAGUUGAGCUGAUCAUGAGAAUCCCUCCUCAACCGCUCCCCUGACACCUGCCUUGCAGCCGUAAACCAAACGACUUCACAGACUCACAGAGAUGAUUUAAUUCAGUUUUGUUUUGUAUAUUUUUUUGUUUGUUUUGUUUUAAGUGUUACUGUAUGGGGUUGUUUCAGCUGGGGGGUGGGGUAGGGUGAGUUCAUUAAAGGUCCGCUGAACUCUGGGGGGGGGAUAUUAAAGGUGACUGACAGAGAACGGGGAUGUUGAUGUUGAUGUCAUACGUUUUACCCACAUUGUAUUCCUAGUUACCUCGUUUUAAAGUUCUUGUUCCCCGAUAAAUGUGAUGGGUAUGUUUAUGUCUUCUGCAGAUGUUUUUAUGGGAUUUUUAAAGUCAUCUUAAGGUAGUAGUUUGGGAAAUGUCAUUCAGACAAAUAGGACAUGCUCAUAAUUAAGGGAAACGUACAAAACGUAAACGACACAGUGCUGUAAUCUUCCCAGGGCUGUGCGUGGCCUCCCACGUACUGAAUCGCCACACAGAUGUAUUCCUUUAACAUAAACCUCAUCUCACCCGAAAGAAGGCUAGCUUCUUGAGCUUCUUGUGCUAGAACUACCUUUUAUUCAGUGAUUGUAAGUAUCUGAUACAUAACAUGCAACAUAUCAGUUUUCAAUUAGAAAUCUCAUUUAGUGUAGGUCUAGAUCUUGUUCUCACAAAAUGAAAUGAUCAAUUUACUAGCCUUACAGUACAGUUAAAACCACCAUCAGAGCUGACUUUAGAAGAGCUUGUGAAGACGUUGCUUGGUUCCCUAUUAGGUCUUUAUGGCUCCUGUAAUUGACUCUAUUUGGUUAUAGUGAACAUUGGUUAUUAAGAGAUUUUCACCAUUUUUGACUGAACAACAUAAAAAUUGACUAACAUAUGUACUUCUGCUCAAAAGUAACCACAUUGUUGAAUGCCAGUUGGUAUAGACUGCUGGUGUGAUAUUGCAUGUCUAAAGUUCCUGUUUGGAGCAGUGAAACCAGCUCUGCCGUAGGAAAGGGUAGGUUAGCCUGUCCUUUCCUAGUCUAACCUAUCUUUCAUUGCUAUGACUUCCUGAAAAAAUGGGAUCACCUCUAGGUGUAAGAUGGUCAGUUAGACACCUUGUUUUUCUGGUUCGUAUCUGUCGUAUGAAAUAUACAGCAAGAACCGAUACAUGAUUGAAAAUUUCUUUCUGUUUUGGCAGCUGACUGAGGAAACUUGGGUGAACUGCCAUCUCAUACAGCUCAUAAAGAGGUAGAGCUGAAAAGUGCAGCAAUGAGAAUGAUGUCACUGUUCAGCAUAGUUUCAGUGUUAAAGGAUGAGAAGAAUAUGUUUGAAAUAACAGAUAUGUGGAUUUAGUAGAUGGGCAUUUUUUGAGAAAAAAAGCAAUAUUUCCCUGUUCAAAACUAUGGAUAAUGUGUCCAUCAAUGAGAACAAAUGUUUUUUCCUACCCCUGUGCUUAUCAAGACUGACAAAACCAGCAAAGGGCAAUAUGCCAAAGUGAGUCAUGUCAAACUUGCAAUUUUGGAAUGGUGACACAUUCUGGAGGAAUUAUAAAGUUUUACUUCUAGGCCAUUGUAUUUCAAAGAACGUGACUGCAAAUGAUUUAAGAGGGAAUUUCAAAUGUCACUUUUUAUUUUUGUAUGGGCAAAUGAACAAAAGAAUGAAGAAAACUUUAUUUAAGAUUUACUUUUCAUGUUGUGUUUGCUGUUGUAAUUUAUAUGGCUGUGAUUUCUGUUGUAAAUGUAUUGUUUUUAAAAAACAAACAAAGACCCCCUACCCCCAAAAAAAGCCUGGUUCAAUGUAUUUAAUGCAUGAAAUUGAGCAUAUGAUGUUUGUCUUACUUUUGAUUGCGUUGUGGGGUGUGGAAACCUCAUUUGUAACUACCUGGCUAUCUAUUUUAGAAGUGAAAAACAAAGAUCAAAGGCUGUUGCUAGCCUACAGAAGUGACACAAGGUUCUAGAUGGUAUAUUUGAUGAAAUACUGUAAUAUGAGGUUGUAGUAAGCAUCCCAGAUGUAUCCCUGGCUCUGAGGCAGCUUUUCAGAACAUCCUUUGCUAAAUGGCGGAGCAUGUCCUCAAUUGUCCUGAAUAUGAAAACAUUCCCCAUAUCAUUACACACACAUUAAUGCUAAAAUUAUUUGAGAUAUAGCAGGUAAAUUUGACGAUCUUCUCAAAAUUGAAAGACAUUUACAGCAACAAUAGCUAGUCUCACCACUUUGAUCAUAACAAUGGAAUUUCUGGCAGAUAGCUAGUUACAUUGAACUUAAUGUUACAACAGAUUAAAUUAUCUGUUGUAACCCAAACACAUCUUAAAAUGCUGUAUUUUUACAUGGGAUAGGUAGAGGCUGGAUUUAAACUGAUGGAAUUUAGAGUCAAUGACACAAGGCGAAUUCUGUAAACAAGGUAUCCAACCAAGUGCAUCAGAGGCACAUGAAACAAGUUAGGGAAGCAGAAUAAUGAUCAGCGUUGAUGUGCAAGCCUGUUUGAUGUCAAGGA
Megalops cyprinoides (Indo-Pacific tarpon) is the source of this 8504-nucleotide messenger RNA. Its product is annotated as DENN domain-containing protein 4B-like. Gene Ontology annotation, cellular component: cytoplasmic vesicle. Gene Ontology annotation, biological process: regulation of Rab protein signal transduction. Gene Ontology annotation, molecular function: protein binding. The record is from RefSeq and is a predicted model, not a curated record. The coding region runs from base 204 to 4697 and encodes 1497 amino acids. The transcript has 29 exons. Lineage: Eukaryota; Metazoa; Chordata; Actinopteri; Elopiformes; Megalopidae.